AUGAGCAUGUGGAAGGACAUCGUGCGGCCUGCACUGGAGGAUGACUACGAAGUCGGUCACGUGCUGGGCAAGGGCACGUACGGCACGGUGCGCCUGGUGAGGAAGCGCGGCAGCGGCGAGCCCUGGGCCUGCAAGACCAUCUCCAAGAACCAGCUGGUCACGCGGCACGACAUCGAGGACGUGAGGCGGGAGGUGGAGCUGCUCAACCUGCUCACCCCCCACGACAACAUCGCGGGCGUGGACCGGGUGUACGAAGACUCCAACUCGGUGCACAUCAUCAUAGACUACUGCGAGGGCGGGGAGCUGUUCGACCGCAUCACGGCCAAGGGCACCUUUUCCGAGCAGGAGGCCGCGUCGGUCUUCCUGCAGAUGGUGGAGGUGGUGAGGCACUGCCACAGCAUGGGCGUCGUGCACCGAGACAUCAAGCCCGAGAACUUCCUGCUGACAGACGGCAGUGAGGCGGGUGAGCUCAAGGCCUGCGACUUUGGGCUGUCCACCUACUUCAAGACGGGGGAGGUCAUGCGCGACCUGGUGGGGUCGGCCUACUACGUCGCCCCCGAGGUGCUGCACCGGCAUUAUGGCAGGGAGUGCGACCUGUGGAGCCUGGGCGUGGUGCUCUACAUCCUGCUCUGCGGCCUGCCCCCCUUCUGGGGCAGCACGGAGGCCGAGAUCUUCAAGUCCGUGCUGGAGGAGGAGCUGGAUUUCCAGACCGCGCCCUGGCCCGCCGUGUCCGAGGGCGCCAAGGCCCUGGUCAAGGGGCUGCUGGACCGCGACCCCGGCGCGCGGCUCGGCCUCGCAGACCUUGCCAGGGAUCCCUGGCUGCGGGAGCGGGGAGGGUCGCGGGCCGCGCCCCUGCCGCCCAUGGUCAUCCAGCGCAUGAAGGCCUUUGCGCGCAUGACCAAGCUGAAGAAGGCAGCGGUGCUGAGUGCCGCCAAGUACCUGACCAAGGACCAGAUUCAGGGGCUUCGGGAGCUGUUCAAGUCCUUUGACGAGAAUGGGGAUGGCGUGGUGAGCUUUGCUGAGUUUGAGAGGGGGCUCGCAAGCCGGGAGCCAAACAUGGCCUUGCUCGAGAUCCGACAAGUCAUGGAGGAUGUAGAUGUGGACGGCAGCGGGAGCAUUGAUUACGAGGAGUUCAUUGCGGCCACUGCCAACCUGAGCCAGCUGGAAAGGGAGGAGACCUUCAUCAAGGCCUUCCGUGACAUGGACAAGAAUGGGGAUGGCACGCUGACGGCCGCUGAGGUGGCUGAGGCGCUCGAUCAGACCGGCAGCAUGACUGAGGAGGAGGCUCACAACCUCAUCGCCUGCCACGACCUGAAUCGGGACGGCGUGAUCGACUACGCAGGCAAGGCGGCGAGGGAUUCUUCUCCGAAGUUUGUGUCCAUGCUACGAGCCGGGGAGGACUCUGGUGGUAGCGACAGGAGCCUGCGCACUAUACACCGCAAACACAUGGUGUACAGUUUUUGA
Messenger RNA from Auxenochlorella protothecoides, 1464 nucleotides. Its product is annotated as Calcium-dependent protein kinase 17. Gene Ontology annotation, cellular component: cytoplasm; nucleus. Lineage: Eukaryota; Viridiplantae; Chlorophyta; Trebouxiophyceae; Chlorellales; Chlorellaceae. The record is from RefSeq and is a predicted model, not a curated record. Gene Ontology annotation, molecular function: calcium/calmodulin-dependent protein kinase activity; calmodulin binding; calcium ion binding. Gene Ontology annotation, biological process: protein autophosphorylation; peptidyl-serine phosphorylation; intracellular signal transduction. The transcript is spliced from 11 exons. Bases 1 to 1464 code for a protein of 487 amino acids.